Cokeromyces recurvatus is the source of this 1094-nucleotide messenger RNA. RefSeq names its product glucosamine-6-phosphate isomerase. Gene Ontology annotation, cellular component: cytoplasm. The transcript is spliced from 6 exons. Gene Ontology annotation, molecular function: glucosamine-6-phosphate deaminase activity; identical protein binding. The record is from RefSeq and is a predicted model, not a curated record. Gene Ontology annotation, biological process: carbohydrate metabolic process; N-acetylneuraminate catabolic process; D-glucosamine catabolic process. Bases 72 to 1067 code for a protein of 331 amino acids. Lineage: Eukaryota; Fungi; Mucoromycota; Mucoromycetes; Mucorales; Mucoraceae.
UUUUUAUUUUUAUUUUAUUUUUUCAAGAAAAUAUAUACACAUAUACACUACACUAUACAUAUAUUGUUAAUAUGAGACUGAUAAUUAGAAACGAUUAUGAUGAAGUAUCAGAUUGGGUUGCUCAUUAUGUUAAAGAACGAAUUAAUCAGUUUGAACCAACAAAAGAAAGACCUUUUGUACUUGGUUUACCUACUGGAUCAUCGCCUAUGAAUGUCUAUAGAAGAUUAGCUGAAUUUGUAAAAGAAGGAAAACUUUCAUUUAAACAUGUAAUUACUUUUAAUAUGGAUGAAUAUGUUGGUAUUCCUCGUGAACAUAAACAGUCUUAUUAUUCAUUUAUGUGGACACAUUUAUUUCAAUAUAUCGAUAUUCCUCCUGAAAAUAUUAAUUUCUUGGAUGGAAAUGCUCCUGAUUUAGAAGCAGAGUGUAGACGUUAUGAGGCAGAGAUAGCAAAACAGGGUGGUAUUGAGUUAUUUAUUAGUGGUGUAGGUCCAGAUGGUCAUAUAGCCUUUAAUGAACCCGGCUCCUCAUUAACUUCUCGUACUCGUGUAAAAACGUUAGCUUAUGAAACAAUCAUUGCAAAUGCUAGAUUCUUUGAAGGCGAUAUCUCAAAAGUGCCCAAAUUAGCACUAACAGUAGGUGUAGCAACGGUAAUGGAUGCUAGAGAAGUGUGUAUCAUUAUUACCGGUGCUCACAGAAGUAUUGCAUUAGCGAAAUGUGUUGAGGAAGGAGUGAAUCACAUGUGGACAGUGUCUGCAAUUCAAAUGCAUCCAAAAGGUUUAAUUGUUUGUGAUGAAGAUGCUACACUUGAAUUACAUGUCAAGACUGUUAAAUAUUUCAAGUCAAUUGAACAUGUUCAUCAAUCACUUAUUGGACAAGAAAACUUGGGAUUACAAGGAGAAUUAUUAUCUACAAAACGUAUUCAGACAGCAAAUAAUUUUCAACGAGAAUUACUAGUUAGAAAAUUAGAAGAUAAUAACGAUGAUGAUGACGAUGAUGACGACGAUGAUGAGUACUCUGAUUUUGAACAAAUUAAUUCACUAAAGAAAAGACGUAUAUCUACUUUAUAAUAUUGUAUUUAUUUUAUUUUAUUUUAU